AUGUCCAGAGAACCCAUCGUGCUUGACGUGGGCGGCACGCUCUUCAAGACGUCGAGAACGACACUGCUCUCGGCGGUGGGCUCGUGCUUCGACAACAUCUCGUCCGGCGCCUGGCGGCCCGAGAGCGAUGGUACCUACUUUUUGGACGCGGAUCCGACGUACUUUGGCCGUGUGCUCAACCACCUCCGCUGCGAAGCAUCGCUGCACGCAGGCUUGCAGCCAUGGGAAGUGACGGAAGUCGACCGACUCCGCACAUCACUGGGUCUCGACAGUGCUGGGGCGACGCCCACGCCCACAUGGGACCAUCCCACUUGCGGCGCGGGUCUUCGGGUGUCGGCCAUGCAGAUUUCGACCCACGGUGAUCGUACGUCAAUGGGCUUUGCACGAACGAGUCGCCCCUUCGACCAGUUUUGCGUGCGUUUGACAGCACGCGGCGGCGGGAGUGACGUGGCCCUCGGCUUUGGAGCGAUCUACCCAUUUGGUCUCGGCCGUAUUGCGAUACAGUACUGCAUGUUUGCGACGUGCAUUGACGUUCUGCGCAUCAAUCGAAGAAAGACGACACCCCUCGGUAUAAGUCAUGAUGUCACCAUCCCGGACAAGGACAUCUUUCCGCCCGACGUCGAUCUUCUCGUGACGUGGCACCGCCAGAGUCAUACACUGACGAUCACAUGCGAAGCUGCAGCCGUCAACUUUUCCAAAGCAUUUCCCCAUGGCUACGGAUACGCGCUGUAUCCAGUCGUAGGGCUCUUGCCUGGAAGCAGCUCGUUUGCAGGCUGCAUAUAUGAGCACUCCAUGGUGUGGCCGCACCAAAAGAGCCUCGACAUUCAGGCUCGCUUGGUGCCAAUGCUGGCGUCCCUCCCGUAA
Molecule: messenger RNA, 864 nt
Organism: Saprolegnia parasitica CBS 223.65
Lineage: Eukaryota; Oomycota; Saprolegniomycetes; Saprolegniales; Saprolegniaceae
Exons: 2
Coding region: 1-864 (287 amino acids)
Biological process (GO): protein homooligomerization
Source: RefSeq, a predicted model, not a curated record